GCGAUAUUAUGUGACAAAGUGUUCAAAAGAACCGACUCGCGGAAAAGAUUCGGUCUACUCAUAGCUGCAACCAGUUGAACUAAAACACAUAAAAUUACAAUAAACACUGCUAUUAAAUCAACUUAAAUUUGAAUCUGUAAAAAAACAUCAUUAUGGACCUAUUUAUUAUUUGUUUGGAAUAUUUUAAAGCACGAGACAAACAGCGAUAUAAUGUAAAGACGUAACUACCGAAUCGAUUUUAAUUUGUUCUUUAAAACAGUUCGAAAGAACCGACUCGUGGAAAAGAGUCGGCCUACGUCACUGCUGAUAACCAAUCAACGAUCAGCGGCCUCUCGGUAGCCAAUCAGCGUUCAGUCUAUUCUCUUGAAUUCUCUACAGCGGGUCGUGUGUUUUGGUUCGUGGGAGAGAAAAUUCCUAAUAAGUUUGAAGAGUCCGCCUAACUUAUCAAAUUUUACUAAAUAACAAUAUACAGCGUGUGUAAGCUUUUUAAUUUUAAUGUGGAAUUGACUGGUCUUGUUGAAAAUGCUGGUGGCGGAAGUAAAAAGGCUGAAAGUGGCCGAGUUGCGUGCUAUGUUAACGGAACGAGGACUGGACUCAAAAGGCCUGAAGGCCGAGCUGGUGGUUCGGCUGAUCUCUGCGAUCGAAGCCGGUGUUGAACCCAUCAAAGGUGGAAAUGAGGAAGGAAAUGUUAGUGAGGUGAUGAGUAUAGAGCCUGCAGAAGAGCCGCUGAAGUCUCACUCCCCGGAAUCUGUGCAGUGUGUUAGGACGCAGUCUCCAGUAUGCACCAGUCCUCCUAAAAAGAGCAUGAACGCGUAUACUGAUCAAAGUACACAGACUGACCCACUUCAGCUGUGUUCUUGCACUGCCCCAGGAGCCAUCGCAGCGCAGAGGCCAGCUAGGACUGAAGAGGCCGUUAGAUGUGGAGAGGACAGAAAACAGCAGACGAAUCCACAGCAUUCAGCCGCCGCUCUGCAUCCCGUCGCCGUGGCAACCGCUGCUACAGAGGAUGCAGAGUCAGGAUGCUCAUCAUCAGUCUUGGCCUUUUCAGAGCCAGAAGCACCACAGCAGCAAGAGCAGUUGCUCCAUAGACUGUCAAAUAAACCUGAGAUGGUAGACUCCACCGCAGAGGAAAGCAGGGAACUGAAGAGGCCUUAUGAGGAGAGAGGCAGAGAUUAUUACGAGUUCAAAGAGGACAUUCAUUACAACAGAGCUAAAACACCAGAGCUGCCGCCGGAGCCUGAGGAAGAAGCGGAAAUAGACUUUGACGACGUUCGACUGGAUUCCUAUAACUGUGACCUGCAUUUUGAGGUGGACUCUGAUGGAAGCAGCGGUCAGCCGCUCUUCUGGGAGAAAUUCCCUCUUCUUUGGUCAGGGUGCAGGAUGACGCACGGAUUUUGUCAAGGGAAGGUCGGAUUCGAAGCCAAGUUUGUGAAGCGACUGUCGGCACCUGCAUUAGACAAGAGCUCUGACCCGGAUCUACACGUGCUCAGAGUGGGCUGGUCUGUGGACAACACAAGCCUUCAGCUAGGCGAGGUGGAGCUGUCAUAUGGUUUUGAUGGACGGGGAAGGAUAGUAACUGCAGGAAAGGAAGAGGUGUUUGGUGAGCCUUUUACAGAAGGAGAUGUCAUUGGAUGCUAUGCAUUCAUCAGUGAGACAGGAGAGGCGAAGCUUUCAUUUCACAAGAAUGGACGUUCUCUUGGAGUGGCCUUUCACCUGAACUCUUCUACUCUUGGAGGCCAAGCCCUCUAUCCCCACGUGCUUUGCAAAAACUGUUCGGUUUCCGUAAAUCUCAACCCAGACACUCCCUGGCAUCCUUUUCCUGCUGGUUUCUGCACACUGCUCUCACUUCCUCCUGGUCAAAGGACUCGUGCGCUUUUGCUGACAGCAUCUAAAAGUGAAUGCGAGGUGUUGAUGACGGUUGGUUUGCCGGGUUCCGGUAAGACUCACUGGGCUCAGGAUCACAUGAUCCAGAACCCAAAAAAAUGUUACAAUCUUCUGAGUACAAACUCCAUUUUGAACUGCAUGAGGGAGCCUCCUGGAGCCAAUCACAGAGAGCUGAUGCUGCAGCAGGCCACUCAGUGCGUCAGUCAGCUGAUCAAAAGAGCUGCAACCAAGAGAAGGAACUACAUCCUUGAUCAGGCCAACAUUUAUCCAUCUGCCCGGAGACACAAGAUGCUCUGUUUCCGUGGUUACCGGCGAAAAGCAGUGGUGGUGUUUCCACCUGAUGAGGUGUGGAAGAGACGUCUCGUACUGCGGCAAGAGCAGGAGGGCACCGCACUUCAGGAAACGUCUCUUCUCAAAGCCAAAGUGAGUUUCACGCUGCCGGAGCAGGGAGAGCAUGUGGAUGAGGUGAUGUUUGUGGAGCUCAGCUCCGAUGAGGCCUUGAAGCUCUUAACGCAUUAUAAAGAGGAAGCUCGCCAACUCCUACCCACACCUCCCAAACGCAAAAAACACAAACAAGGAAAUCAAAACCGCCCCAUUCAUCAGUGUGGAUGGAGAGGAGGCCCGUUCAGCUCAUACUAUACAUCCCAGAAAGCACAGGGUCGCUCUUACGGAUGCAGCAGUGACCCACAGAGAUACAGGAAUUAUUACAGACCGUACACUGGCCAGUGGAGUUUGUCUGAGCAAAACCCGAGUUGUUACGGCAGCAUGUAUUAUGGAUUUUCAAGUUAGUUGGAAGCGUUCUGAUAAACCCAGUACUUUCGUGUAGCAGGAAAAACAACCUAAAUCAGAGCGUUUUGCUUUGAUUAGCAGUGCUUCACCUUUACAAAAAUAAUUGGUUCAGUCUGUCUGUAAUUUCAUUAACAAAGGUCAUUGCUUAUAAUGAGUAGCUCGCUUGAGUACCAGAAUGCAGUUUGUUUUUAAGGGGUAGUUCAUCCAAAAAAAAAAAAAAGAACAU
Molecule: messenger RNA, 2899 nt
Organism: Labeo rohita (rohu)
Lineage: Eukaryota; Metazoa; Chordata; Actinopteri; Cypriniformes; Cyprinidae
Product: heterogeneous nuclear ribonucleoprotein U-like protein 2
Exons: 14
Coding region: 523-2673 (716 amino acids)
Cellular component (GO): membrane
Molecular function (GO): protein binding
Source: RefSeq, a predicted model, not a curated record